CCGGCCGCCCCGUGGGCUCCGCCCCUGCGCGCGCUGGUUGGUUCUCGCCGGCUGAUGAAAUUUCCCGUACGCAUUACAGAAGCCAGACCGGUGUAAGCGCCAGUAGCUCCUCCGCCCGGCACGCCAUCCACCUUCCGACACGCCAUCCACCUUCCGACACGCCAUCCACCUUCCGACACGCCGUCGGCAGACCUGGCCUCCGCGGCCCACAUCGCCCCCGACCCGCUUGCGGCUAGACUUUCUUCAAUAACAUCUGGAUACAUCACUUGGAGAGAGCUUAUAGUUUCAUUGCACCAUGUGUGGCAUUUGGGCCCUGUUUGGCAGUGAUGACUGCCUUUCUGUUCAGUGUCUGAGUGCUAUGAAGAUUGCACACAGGGGUCCAGAUGCAUUUCGUUUUGAGAAUGUCAAUGGAUACACCAACUGCUGCUUUGGAUUUCACCGGUUGGCAGUAGUGGACCCUCUGUUUGGAAUGCAGCCAAUUCGAGUGAGAAAAUAUCCGUAUUUGUGGCUCUGUUACAAUGGUGAGAUCUACAAUCAUAGGAAGAUGCAACAGCAUUUUGGAUUUGAAUACCAGACCAACGUGGAUGGUGAGAUAAUCCUUCAUCUUUAUAACAAAGGUGGAAUUGAGCAAACAGUUUCUAUGUUGGAUGGUGUGUUUGCAUUUAUUCUACUGGAUACUGCCAAUAAGAAAGUGUUCCUGGGCAGAGAUACAUAUGGAGUCAGACCUUUGUUUAAAACAAUGGCAGAAGACGGAUUUUUGGCUGUAUGUUCAGAAGCUAAAGGUCUUGUUACGUUGAAGCACUCUUCAACUCCCUUUUUAAAAGUGGAGCCUUUUCUUCCUGGACACUAUGAAGUUUUGGAUUUAAAGCCAAAUGGCAAAGUUGCGUCUGUGGAAAUGGUUAAAUAUCAUCACUAUCGGGAUGAACCCCUGCACGCCCUCUAUGACAAUGUGGAGAAACUCUUUCCAGGUUUUGAGAUAGAAACAGUGAAGAACAACAUCCGGAUCCUUUUUAAUAAUGCUGUAAAGAAGCGUUUGAUGACAGACCGGAGGAUUGGCUGCCUUUUAUCAGGGGGCCUGGACUCCAGCUUGGUUGCUGCCACCCUGUUGAAGCAGAUGAAAGAGGACCAAGUACAGUAUCCCCUCCAGACAUUUGCAAUUGGCAUGGAAGACAGCCCCGAUUUACUGGCAGCUAGAAAGGUAGCAAAUCAUAUUGGAAGUGAGCAUCAUGAAGUCCUCUUCAACUCAGAGGAAGGCAUUCAGGCUCUGGAUGAAGUCAUAUUUUCCUUGGAAACUUACGAUAUUACAACAGUUCGUGCGUCAGUAGGUAUGUAUUUAAUUUCCAAGUAUAUUCGGAAGAACACAGAUAGUGUGGUGAUCUUCUCUGGAGAGGGAUCAGACGAACUCACGCAGGGUUACAUAUAUUUUCACAAGGCUCCUUCUCCUGAAAAAGCUGAGGAAGAGAGUGAGAGGCUCCUGAGGGAACUCUAUUUGUUUGAUGUUCUCCGCGCAGACCGAACUACUGCAGCCCACGGCCUUGAACUGAGAGUCCCAUUUCUAGAUCAUCGAUUUUCUUCCUAUUACUUGUCUCUGCCACCAGAAUUGAGAAUUCCAAAGAAUGGGAUAGAAAAACAUCUGCUGAGAGAGACAUUUGAGGACUCCAAUCUGAUACCCAAAGAAAUUCUCUGGCGACCAAAAGAAGCCUUCAGUGAUGGCAUAACUUCAGUUAAGAAUUCCUGGUUCAAGAUUUUGCAGGAAUACAUUGAACAUCAGGUUGAUGAUGCAAUGAUGGCAAAUGCAGCCCAGAAAUAUCCCUUCAAUACUCCCAAAACCAAAGAAGGAUAUUACUAUCGUCAAAUCUUUGAACGCCAUUACCCAGGUCGGGCUUACUGGCUGAGCCAUUACUGGAUGCCCAAGUGGAUAAAUGCCACUGACCCUUCCGCCCGCACACUGACCCACUACAAGUCAGCUGCCAAAGCUUAGGUGCUCUUCGUGCUGUAAUUGUUGUUCUUGUUGUAAAGGUACUAUGCAAAUAUUUCUUCUUGUUGUGUGAGUACCAUAAUUAGAUGGGGGAGCAAUGAAAGCCAACUCAGGCUAACUUGAAAAAAAUAAAAGUCCUAAAUCU
Sapajus apella (tufted capuchin) is the source of this 2123-nucleotide messenger RNA. RefSeq names its product asparagine synthetase (glutamine-hydrolyzing) (gene ASNS). The transcript has 13 exons. Gene Ontology annotation, cellular component: cytosol. The coding region runs from base 296 to 1981 and encodes 561 amino acids. The record is from RefSeq and is a predicted model, not a curated record. Lineage: Eukaryota; Metazoa; Chordata; Mammalia; Primates; Cebidae. Gene Ontology annotation, molecular function: asparagine synthase (glutamine-hydrolyzing) activity.